This is a messenger RNA of Sebastes umbrosus (honeycomb rockfish), 6980 nucleotides long. Its product is annotated as ras/Rap GTPase-activating protein SynGAP-like. The record is from RefSeq and is a predicted model, not a curated record. The transcript is spliced from 20 exons. Gene Ontology annotation, biological process: regulation of GTPase activity. NCBI's taxonomy places the organism in Eukaryota, Metazoa, Chordata, Actinopteri, Perciformes, Sebastidae. Bases 1278 to 5291 code for a protein of 1337 amino acids.
AGGCGGUGGUUUCUGUUUCUGUCUCUGUCUAUCUUACGCACUAUCUCUAUCUCCGCCCUCGAGGGAGAGACUUCUCCCGUUUGCAGACCACCUUUUUUUUUUCUCUCCACGCACUGCUGUUAAAUCAGAAUUAGGUGUGACGGACUGCAAAGAGCGCAAAAAGGACAGACGCGGCGUCAAUUUCCUCACCGGAUUCCUCCUCCUCCUCGUUUAUGCAUCUCUGGAUUAUGGCACACCGCUUUCCAAGAUAAAAAAAUCACCAAGGAGCACGUCAAAAAAAAAAAAUGUGCACGAUGUGGUUCAGAUGCUGCAGCACAACAUCUGGAUUUCUCCUGUAGAAUAACCUCUGGGAUGUUUAUUUUUUUGUGUUUUUUUUGGUGCGCGCAAUGUGCAGUGUAGGUUUGUAGGAGCUGCUCUGAGUUGGUUUAUCCAGCUGGCAUCACCUUGAUCAUUAUCCUCAUUUGAAUAUAUCGGUGUGAUUCGUGUAGUUGUAACCAUGCAGAACCCACCGUGAAUCUCUGUUUUAAAUCCAGCCUAUAAGUGAUAAAUGGUGAACUAAUUGGCUUCCGUGGAUCGUUUAGAACCAAUAAUAAGGACUUCACAUCAUAAAAGCGACGCAAAGGGGCUGUUUUUGAAGUCACAUGUGUGCCCAGAGCAAACAAUUAAGAUGACAAAACCUUUCCUCACAGGAGAUUCUCUUUAUUACCGAGGAAGCUGCACAUCUCAGUUCCUGGAUUGCAUUCGAGUUGGAGGACAGGGAGCAGAGGAAGAAGAGAAGAGGGAGGAGGAGAAGAAGCAGAGGAGAGGAGCUGCCGAGCUGCACAACAGAGCCACUGCUGACAGGAGAGCUUCAGUGAUGGACUGAGAGCUGAAGGUGACGACGAAGGGACCCCCCCCCCCCACCUGUGUGACAGCCAGCUUCACGUUUUCCCUCAAGAGCCUUCACACUUGAUACAAAAAAAAAAGAAAAAGGCAUGUAUGGACACACUGCAGCAUAGGUGAGAGAACAGGAGGAGCUGCCCCUGAACACAUCAGAUUGGCCUAAUGAUUGAAAUAUCUGUCAAAGAGUACAACACUGGCCUUUUUAUUUGGAAACAGUCUCUCAGGUUCUGCACAAACUGAUUCUACCUUUGUCCCAAAAAAGCAAGUACACCUGGAACCUCAGAUCCUUCCCAAGUGCCCUAUAGGCUGGAAGUCCACCGGAGUCCGUCUGCUACAACAGAUGUAAACUAAGCUGUCAAGAUUUCGUCUCCAGGAAGUCCUGUGUUUUUGGCUGCAUGGACACAUCUUCAAAGACGUGGCUGCCGCAUCAGAGUCAGUUUGGGUUGGUUGGUCAAGCGGAGGUUUGCUGUGGCGGACCUGGAGUUUUAACCCCAAACCAAUCUCGCAGGGCAAGUUUUGCCUCUGUAAGACAGUCGAGCAUGGAGACCCCUCCAAAUGCCACCCCACAGCCCUUCAGACAGCCGAAACUUAAGAGUUUUCUCAAUCGGCGACUGAAGGGCUCGAUCAAGAGGGCCAAAAGUCAACCCAAACUGGACCGGACCAGCAGCUUCAGACAAAUGAUUUUGCCCCGGUUUCGAAGUGCCGACCAAGAGAGGACACGCUUGAUGCAGAGCUUCAAAGAAUCCCACUCCCAUGAAUCCCUACUUUCUCCUAGCAGUGCUGCGGAGGCUUUGGACCUAGUUUUGGAUGAAGAUGCCAUAAUUAAACCUGUCCACUCUAGCAUUUUAGGACAAGAGUACUGCUUUGAGGUGACCACCAAUUCAGGGACAAAAUGUUUUGCCUGCCGCUCAGCUUCUGAAAGAGACAAGUGGAUUGAAAAUCUGCAACGAGCUGUCAAACCCAACAAGAACUCCUCGUUUCACUUCCAGGACAACAGCAGACGGGUGGACAAUGUGCUCAAGUUGUGGAUCAUUGAAGCUCGAGACCUCCCGGCUAAGAAACGCUACUAUUGUGAGCUGUGUCUGGAUGACAUGCUGUACGCACGCACCACCAGCAAACCCCGGACCGACACCGUCUUCUGGGGCGAGCAUUUUGAAUUUAACAAUUUGCCUACCAUUCGUAGCCUUCGUUUGCACCUCUACAAGGAAACUGAUAAAAAAAGACGCAAGGAGAAAAGCACAUAUCUAGGCCUUGUCAGCAUCCCCAUCUCCAGCAUCACGGGCCGGCAGUUUGUGGAGCAGUGGUACCCGGUGAUACAGUCCAGUGUCUUGAACAAAAGCGGCGGCGUUGGAAGUACCAAAGUGAUCAACGCCUCACUACGAGUCAAGUCUCGCUACCAGACAAUGAACAUCCUCCCGAUGGAGCUGUACAAGGAGUUUGCAGAGUACAUCACCAACAACUACAGAACACUGUGUGCCGUUCUGGAGCCGCUGCUGAGUGUGAAAAGCAAAGAGGAGGUGGCAUUCGCUCUAGUGCACAUCCUGCAAAGCACAGGGAAGACAAAGGAGUUCCUGUCUGACAUGGCGAUGUGUGAGGUGGAUCGGUUCAUGGAGCGCGAGCACUUGAUCUUUCGGGAGAACACGCUAGCUACGAAGGCUGUGGAAGAGUACCUCAAACUAAUAGGUCACAGAUACCUCAAGGAUGCUAUAGGUGACUUCAUUCGAGCCUUAUAUGAGUCUGAGGAGAACUGUGAGGUGGAUCCCAUGCGCGUCCCACCGUCAGUCCUUGCUGACCAUCAAGCCAACCUUCGAAUGUGUUGUGAGCUGUUACUCUGCAAGAUUAUCAACUCUCUUUGCAUAUUUCCCCGGGAGCUGAAAGAAGUUUUUGCCUCGUGGAGAGCCAGAUGUGCUGAGCGUGGAAGAGAGGAUCUCGCCGACAGCCUCAUCAGCUCCUCCCUGUUCCUUCGCUUCAUGUGCCCAGCCAUCAUGUCCCCCUCCCUGUUCAACCUAAUGCAGGAGUACCCCGCUGAGCGCACGUCCCGCACACUCACGCUCAUAGCCAAGGUGAUGCAGAACCUGGCCAGCUUCAGCAAAUUUGGACCCAAGGAGGAAUACAUGUAUUUCAUGAACGAGUUCCUGGAGAUGGAGUGGGGCUCCAUGCAGCAGUUUCUCUAUGAGAUUUCUAACAUGGAGGCCAGUGGAAACGCUGGCGGGUUUGAGGGCUACAUUGACCUCGGCAGAGAAUUGUCCAUGCUCCACAGCUUACUGUGGGAAGUCAUGGGCCAGCUCAGCAAGGAUGCUAUCCUCAAACUCGGACCCCUACCACGGCUGCUGAAUGACAUCAGCGUCGCCCUGAGGAACCCGCAGCUCCACAUGCCUGCAAAUCACCAGCCGGACCGACCGAAGGACAGACUCUUCUCGCGGCCAUCCUUCAAUCGUCUCAUGUCUUCUGACUUCCAAAGCCUUAUGAUGCGCGACUUAAACAGUUCAAUAGACAUUUCUCGCCUGCCUUCCCCUACGACUGGAGUCUCAGCUGUAGAAUCCCUCUCAUCUAAUCUGAACAUGAGGCGUCACGCAGAACGAGACCUCCGCUCGUCGAGGGAAGUGUUCUACGUCACCCGCCCGCCGCUGGCUCGAUCCAGCCCCGCAUACUGCACGAGCAGCUCGGACAUCACUGAACCUGAUCCGAAGGUCCAUAGUGUGAAUAAAAGUGUGUCCAUGAUGGACCUUCAGGACUCCCGUAUGAACAGCAUAUCCAACCUCAACUCUGUGGGAGACAUGCUCACCUCCUCUCAAGCCUCCAUCGCCGGCCUGGGCCACAGCUUCGGCAACCUCUGUGGUCCCCUUCGUAUGGGAGGGCACAUGCCAGCGGGCUCUUCGGGCUCCGGUUUGAGGCUGAGCCAGAUGGGCCACAUAGGGGGGCCCACUGAAUCCAUCUCUCAACAGCAGCAGCAGGCGGCAGCGGCCAUGCACUUCCCCCUGUCUUUCCAGAACCCGCUAUUCCAUCUGGCCGCCCAGAACUCCCCGGCUCAGUCUCAGCAUCCUCCUCCCCCUCCUCUCCUCCUCGCCCCAGAGCCCGAGAAUGGCCACCACGACUAUGCACCGGCGUUUGGCAACAGUGCUUUCUCCCGCAGCGAGGACUUGUCCGCCCUGCGGUCACAAAGCAGUCUGGUGCAGCCCAGCAUUGUCCACUCACACAGUUACAGUGAUGACUUCACCCGGCAGAAUCAGAGCAACGACUACGCCUGGCACCAGCUGUCACUGCAGGUUCAGGAGUCUCUCCAGCAGCAGCACCUGAUGGGAGUUGUAUCUCAGACGCCCACUGGGACGGGAACCCCCGCCUCCUUGGCCACACCACCUACUACAGUUCUUCACCAUUCCCGCCAGUCCUCCAUGGCUGGGCCACAACACCUCAAGUCCCAGCGGUCCAUUAACACUCCAGCCACCGCCACACCUCCGAAAGUUCGCCCGCAGAGCAGGAACCUCCUCCUCGACUCCUCGGACACAAACUUCGGCAGUCAGCCGAAACUGCGCCAUUCUCAGCAGCUGCCGCAACAGCAACAUCAGCAGCAGCAGCAACAUCAGCAGCAGCAGCAACAUCAGCAGCAGCAGCAACAUCAACAGCAGCAGCAACAUCAACAGCAGCAGCAACAUCAACAGCAACUUCAGCAGCAGCAGCAGCAGCAACAUCAGCAGCAGCAGCAGCAACUUCAGCAGCAACAUCAGCAACAUCAGCAGCAACAACAGGAAUCACAGCUGUCGGUAACAGACAGCCCAGCUCCCGGACUCCCGUACCAGACGAGCUCCGCCAAAGAGAACCAGGGCCCGCAAGCAGCUGCAGAGGAGUCAACAGACACACCCACAAAAAGCUCCAAGAAGUCUCUACAGACACAACUGCAACCGCCACAGCAGCAUCUGCUCAAACCAGGCAAUAAACAGGGUUCUCAGUCGACCUUGAACGCCCAGGGUCUCAAUGAACGGACAGUCGCCUGGGUGUCCAACAUGCCACAUCUCUCUGCUGACAUCGAGAGCCUGCGGCCGGACCGUGAGGGUCAGCUGAAAGAGUACUCCAAAAGCAUGGAUGAGUCACGACUAGAGAGGGUAAAAGAGUACGAAGACGAGAUAUAUUCCUUGAAGGAGCGGCUGAAAAUGUCUCAUCGCAAGCUUGAAGAAUAUGAGCAGAGACUUGUGUCGCAGGAACAGACGACAAGUAAGAUCCUAAUGCAGUAUCAGAACCGCCUGGAUGACAGUGAGCGCCGUCUAAAGCAGCAGCAAGUGGAGAAGGACUCUCAAAUCAAAGGCAUCAUCAACAGACUCAUGGCUGUGGAAGAUGAGCUGAGAGGGGGUGCCAUUCCUGAUAUUAAGCCUCGAAUCCUCACAGACCAGGGUUAUGGUCACCCAGGAUCCUGACUGCCAGUUCCCAUGUGACCAGAGGUCAUGAUGGUCACACGAGUCUAAGAAGACUAAUUCAAAUCCUACAAAAACCCAUGAAGAGAAGCUCUGCAGUGGAUCCAGCAGGACCACUGGAGGCUUCAUCUCACGUUCGUAAAAAACUUUGCACAUAUUCAAACUUUGCCUGUACAAGAACUUGACAAUCAGUUUAGCGUGAGGACCAACGUGUGCAGUGAAUCGUCUGCACAUUUUGACUGAAAUAUAAGCCAAUGCCACAACAAUGGCAAUACUGUACUUAAUGAGUUUCUUUAUUUAAUCGGAGGAAGUGAGAAGAGAUGCGUAACACAUUGGGGAUGAAGACGGAUUCAUGAUUUUUCCCCGCUACAAGCAGCACACUCGCUUCUCACUUAAGUGGCUGCAGACAAAAUGUAGAAAAAGGCUUUAACAAGCACAAUAUCCCCUCAUGGUGACGCCUGUGACAAGCAACAAGCAUGUUGUUAAAUCAGUUGAUCUAUUGCCAUCUAUGAUCCUCAGAUGCAUUGCCCAAGCAAAGACUUAUAUUACUAUUUGAUUCUGAUUAAAUCAUUUAGUAACAUAUUCUCACUGCAAAGAUAUUUUCACCUACAAAAGGUGGUUAUUGUUAUGAUUUUGCAUCCCUUAUAGUACAGCCAUCCCAUCUGAAAAGAUGCCAAAUUAAUAUUACAAUCAACUAACUGCUUUAAAUGCAAUCGAAACCUUCUCGUUGGUUACAUUUUCCUUCGGCACACAGUGUAAAGCCAGAACUACAGUCUCUCUUUCCGUGUAUAGAAGAAGUAUUUCUACUAAACCUUUUUAAAAAUGGAAAUACUUUACAUAAAUAAUCUGACAUCAUAAUGUGUUUUGUUCACUUUGUAAUAAUAAUAUUAAUCAUGAUAAAGGAUAUAUAUGACAUUUCAAAACAGUGAUACAAAGUGCUUCAUAAAAGACCUGACAUGAAAGGAAAAUUGCGGUGAAUAUUUAAGAAAAUAUUUAAUUUAAAGGGGCAUUCGACCGAUUUUCAGAAGUACAGCACUUCUCAAAAACAGACUUGACAAAGCUCCUCCAUAUCCACAGAAGAUAUUAUAAAACUGAGACUAUAAUAUCUCAACUUGGGCUUGGAGAAUCCAAAUUUAUAACACGAUAUCUGUGCUACAAACUGGGGUUGUGGAGUUUGACAGAUAUGGGCAUUAACCAGGCAGAGAUGAAAAGAUGCUAUUGGUUGCAUUAUGGGAAAUGUAGGGUCCAGCAUAAGACCCCAUUCACACCUAGUAUUAGUAUAUGAUCUGUGUCUGGAUACAUUAUCUGGAUAAUGGCAUCCCAUCCACGGUCCUUUGCAUUUACACAUGGUAUGCCAAACAAUACCACUGACUAGGGCUGGGAGAUACGGCUUAUAAAUAUAGAUUUUUAGACUAUAUUGCGAUACUGUAUAUAUGUCGAUAUUUUUAUAUUUUCUCUAAAAUAACCUAACUGUUUGAUUUAACCCUUUGAUGCGUAUGAUUUUACCAGUGUGAUCAUUCCAGCAAACUAAUGUGAACACUCACAUUACAAGUUUGACUAAUUAUUCACACAUUGUUUUUGGAAACACAGUUUGCAGGUGCUAGUUUUUUUUUUUUUUUAACUAUCAUUCAUUGUAUUUAUUAUUUAUUAAUUUUUGACAGACUGACUGACUGAUAUAUUGAAUUUAAAGUA